GCCCUAGACCAUAUGUACGCCGAAAGGAUCGGCCACGGAUAUCACGUGACAGAUAGCCCGGAACUGUACAGUCGAUGUAAGAAAGAAAGAGUCCAUUUUGAAAUAUGCCCUAUUUCAAGUAUAAUAACAGGCGCAUGCCCAGUGGACAUCAUGAAGCAUCCACUCAUCGGGUUUGCAAAUGAUGGAGUGAAUUUCUCUCUCAAUACUGACGACCCAAUAAUUCUAGACAAUGACCUUGCUGACGAUUACGUACUAGCUGGUAAAAUGGGACUGAGCGACGAACAGAUAAUACAAUCCAUAUUUAAUGCUGCAAGGGCUUCAUUUGCAACAAAGGAACAGAAGAAAAAACUUCUAGCAGAUUUAGCAGAAGUAUAUGGCGAUUAUUAAAUUAUUUUAGCUAUCUAGUCUUAAGAAAACUAUGAUUUCAGGUUUUAAAACGCAUAAUCAGGCGCCUUUGUGACCAUAAUUAUAACUCAAAAUCGAUGAAAACUUGACAUAAUAUCAAAUAUUUAUACAUAUAUUUACAUGCCUUUGUAACACUAAUUCUAACUUGUUUAUCAAAUGUGAAAAUGAUAGGAUUGACUAUGGCUGACUAUGGUAGUGUUAUUGCUAAAUUUCAGAAAGAGAAUUGCAGUGAUUCAUGUUUUAAUACCACGAUCUUAGAAAUUGAAUAUUUUCGGUGUUUUAGGAACGUUUACCUCUUACUAUGUAAUCUAAUCAUAUAUCAAGUACAAAUAACUAUUUUUCUUUGCGAGAACUGUAAGAGAAAAUAAAAUAGUUAUAUUUUUAUAUAAAUGACUUCCCUCGUUCAGAGGCUUAAAGUCAUAAGCUAUAAUUCGUCUAUAAUGGUAAGAACAGUAACUUAAAUGUCCUGAAUAUUAAGCGAAAUGUGAUGGAAUUACACAGCAUAAAACAUUGUUGUUUUUAAUGAAUAACAAUUAUUUUGUACAUAUAUUUGUCUAUUUCAAUGACAUUUAUUCUCGGCGUAUAUUCGAGCAUACAAUCCGUUUUGUACCCUAUAAUCCUUUCUCGUUUCUGGAUCUUUUUUGCUGCUUCAUAUUAAUAUUUUAAAUAUUUGCCAUUAUACUUUUUUCAUUCCAAUUUGCAAGUGUUCGGGGCCCUUUGUUCUUCCCAGUUGCUCAGGUAACCGACCAUGCUUUCGAUGUCUAACGCUGGUACUAAAAUGUUUCCCGGUGACAAUUUUUAUACCAACAGUUUACAUAAAUAGUUGUAUUAGUACAAUAAGCGAUGAAUUGACAGCGACCUCUUUCCACGAAACAUGACGCAUGUUAAUAGUCUAGCAGGGACUGUUUACAAGGUGCUUUAUGAAUUAAAUGUGGUUACCAUUCAGCUGAUACCUGUUUACGAUGUGUAUAAAUAUACUAAAUCUCCCAUCACGGUCAUCCUACUUUCUGAACAUUGCUUUCGAACACUGCCGAUGAGUGCCAAAUGCGUGACAUCCGGUAGGAAAUCACUCAUUUUUCAUUAUAGACAAUUUCAUAUAAGAACUAUUUCUUUGGGAAGAACAAAGGAAGAAAUGGCUGGGUUAUUAGUUUGUUCGUAACAGGAGAAUUUUCGUAUCGAACGGGUUCGUAAUAUACAUGUUUUACUGUAUAUACUAAUCGUGUUUUUCAUGAAUGCGAUAUCGAAUGGUUAUACCACCUUAAAUUUGGAGAAACUAUAUUUUUUCCCAAACCUGUAAUUCUAUAGGAGAAAACAUCUAUAUAGAAUUGAAGAAUAUCAAGAAUAUAUGUGACAUAAUUAGGCAUUAUUAUUCUUUAUACGUUUACGUGCAAUGCUUUUCUGCCAACAAAUGACAUAUAUACAGUAUUGACAUUUGUGAUCAAAUAACUAAGUGCUUUUAAACAAUUAAGUUUAAUUUUUCAUGAACAAAUUGUCUAUAUAUCCAUGCCUUAUAUCCUUUUUAUCUUGUUUUGUAUUCAUCUAUAAACCUGCUGAGUUACUUGUUGAGAUUGAUGGAUAUAUCAAUGAAAUACAAAGAAUAAUAAAGUGAUUUGCGUCUGAUUUGU
This is a messenger RNA of Pecten maximus, 2030 nucleotides long. RefSeq names its product adenosine deaminase-like. Lineage: Eukaryota; Metazoa; Mollusca; Bivalvia; Pectinida; Pectinidae. Gene Ontology annotation, cellular component: external side of plasma membrane; cytosol. Gene Ontology annotation, molecular function: adenosine deaminase activity. The record is from RefSeq and is a predicted model, not a curated record. Gene Ontology annotation, biological process: purine ribonucleoside monophosphate biosynthetic process; negative regulation of adenosine receptor signaling pathway; adenosine catabolic process.